Molecule: messenger RNA, 1668 nt
Organism: Caenorhabditis briggsae
Lineage: Eukaryota; Metazoa; Nematoda; Chromadorea; Rhabditida; Rhabditidae
Exons: 9
Coding region: 1-1668 (555 amino acids)
Molecular function (GO): protein binding
Source: RefSeq, a predicted model, not a curated record
AUGAAAGCAACAGUUGUCACUAAUUUAUUCACUAAAACAGGUCAUUUAAAACCACCAGUUACAGUAGAACAUGGUGGUUACACAUGGACGAUAUCUUUGGAAUACUCCGAGGUUCGCAAUAUUCCUGCAAUCGAUUUUAUGCUGCAAUGUGAUGGGAUUCAGGAUGGAAAAUAUGUGGCGAUGCGCAUCGAAUUUCUUAAUUUUACCAAAUCAACCCAUCAGACCUUCUAUUUUGUAUUCGAACCACAUAGAAAUCGAUUUUGCUACAGAAGGAUUUGCACAGGUGUCCGUCAUGUUAACUAUCAAAAAGGAAAAACGGUAGCCAGUUUUCCGAUAAACCGUUUCAUGUGUCCAACCUCUGAGGAUACAGUUUAUGAAGCACCAAGCCCUCAAUCGUGGAUAUUUUAUAAUUUGGUAACAUGGAAUGUUCUUAAUGAUGGACGAGUCGAGACAACACCAUGCAAGAUUUUAUAUGACAAGUUUCAAUAUGGACUUGUGUUAGAUAAAGCAUUCGACACUGAUACACUUGAUCAGGAAACUCCUUCCUACUGGCCACAUUCUUACGACGAGAUGAUUGAGUUUGUCGAGCCAAAUUGGCCGGACAUGAGCCACACUGCGAUCGAGUAUUUAUGGGGAGAAUCUACUGAAUAUAAUAAACAAACUUGUUUUGACAUGCUUGGAGCCUGCUAUCAUAAGUGGAGGUUCGAUGAAAAUCUGUUCUGCAAGCACAUCGCGGAUAUUAUAAAGAUUCCAAGGCCUCCGAAGCAGUGUUGUGAAUCGCUCUGCAUUUUGUAUCAUGCAGAAUGGAAUGUGAGAAGAAUCCCGAAAUCUGGAGACCUUCCAAGUAUCUUUAAAAUAUUCAUGGAUCAUAAUAUGCAGUGGAACAUGAGUUUCUUUCACUCGACGUUCAGAAAUCAAACGUUUCUCUCGAUUGGUGGAGUUCUAGUUGGAGACAUCAAGAGAAGUUGUGUGUGUUCAUUGGAAGUUUCAUUGGAUUCUAAGCAAGGAAAAAUUACAAGGAAGUUCAGAAGACGUUUGAAUAAGACACAAAAUACGAUCUGUUUUCCAAUGUUUUGCAAAAAAGAAGACGUGAAUUCAGAAGGAAACAUUUUUCAUGUGAAUUUUGAAUUUCAAGAAGUCGAUGGAUGGAACGAUGAAGAUUAUCUGAAUGAUGUGAAAAUGCCAGAACCAAAUGAUGUUGUUCUGAAGUUACAAGACAAGAGAAUAGCUGUGAACAAAACGUUCCUCGCCCACCAUGCGCAGUUUUUCUCGGGUCUGCUCUUCAAUGAAAAUUUCCAUCAACACGAUAAAGCGGAAGUUGAAAUUCAUUCUAUUGGUUUCAAAGAAAUGCUAGAUUUGCUUGAUGCUCUCUACCACGGAACAAAACUUUUCGAUGUAUCUAAGUACUACCAUAUUCUUCAAAAAUCGGAUGAAUGGAUUUGUGAGAAAGUUAGAUGUAUGAUGGAAAAAGCAAUAAACAAUACAAAUUGCCAAUCUGUGAAUAAACAGAAAUUGAGAGAGAAGUUCAAAAUGAACCUUGUCGAAAAAUUUUCAGAAGAGAACAAAAUUGAAAAGCGAGGAAUGUCUGGCGAUGCUUCAGACGAACCAUCACCUGAUGCCAAAAAAGAACGGGUUGAGGAAAAAAAUGACAAGGAAAAAUUUGUAUAA